CAAUCUGACACUACAGUACCCCCACACACAGGACUUGCUCCUCACGUGCCAGGGACAUGCAUCUGCAGAUGUGAACUCCGCGGUUUCAGACUUUUGCAAGAGGCCUAAUCCAAACUUUGUUUCAAGCAAGAGGACAACAACAUCUGCAGCUGCGUCAACCACAAAACAUUCAGACAAUGGCAAUUCUGAAUCCCAUUAUGAACGUGUGCUGCAAGAAUUUUCAAAGCCACCCGCUAAAUAAGCAGAUGUCCCUAAUUUUGCGCGCCCUGCACAAGUCGGCGGCUAGCGAAGCGUUGCGGAUCUCUGCGGCUGGACAAGAGGCUAUAUCUGAAGAUUUGAUCCCACCAGCGGCCGCUAACAAGACAGCUAGGAUCAAGAGCCUGAAGGAGAUGCCCGGACCCAGCACCGUUGGCAACCUCAUUGAAUUCUUCUAUCGAGACGGGUUCAGCAGAAUUCAUGAAAUCCAGAUGGAGCACACGCAGAAGUAUGGAAAAAUUUUCAAAUCCCGUUUCGGACCCCAGCUGGUGGUGUCCGUGGCCGAUCGUGAUCUGGUGGCUCAGGUGCUGAGGGCGGAGGGUGUCGCCCCUCAGAGAGCCAACAUGGAGUCCUGGAAGGAGUACAGAGACCUGAGGGGCCGAUCCACUGGCCUUAUCUCAGCCGAGGGAGAGGACUGGCUGAAGAUGCGCAGCGUGCUCAGGCAGCUCAUCCUGCGCCCACGUGAUGUUGCCGUUUUCUCUGAUGACGUGAACAAAGUCGUAGAUGACCUGGUGAGGAGGGUUUGCGAGCUGCGCAGCCAGGGACCCGGUGGAACAACUGUCCUCAAUGUGAACGACCUCUUCUUCAAAUAUGCCAUGGAGGCUGUGGCAGCCAUUUUGUACGAGUGUCGGCUUGGCUGUCUGGAGAAUGUGAUUCCCCAGGACACCCAAGAGUACAUCACUGCCCUGCACCUCAUGUUCAGCUCCUUCAAGACCACCAUGUACGCCGGGGCAAUCCCUAAAUGGCUGCGGCCCAUCAUCCCCAAACCAUGGGAGGAGUUCUGCAAAUCUUGGGACGGCCUUUUCAAAUUCAGCCAGAUCCAUGUCGAUAACAGGCUGGGGGAGAUCAAGGCCCAGCUGGAGCGGGGAGAGGAAGUGAAGGGGGGACUGCUCACACACAUGCUAGUUACCAAGGAGAUGAACCUGGAGGAGAUCUACGCCAACAUGACGGAGAUGCUGCUGGCGGGGGUUGACACGACAUCUUUCACCAUGUCAUGGGCCACCUACCUGUUGGCGUGUCACCCUCAAGUGCAGCAGCAAAUCUAUGAGGAGGUGACAAGGACUCUGGGACAGGAAGCGGUCCCCACAGCUGACGAUGUCCCUCGUCUGCCUCUCAUCAGAGGCCUGGUCAAAGAGACACUCAGGCUUUUUCCAGUUCUCCCUGGCAACGGACGGAUUACCCAGGAUGACUUGGUGGUGGGCGGAUACUUCAUCCCCAAAGGGACUCAGCUGGCCCUGUGUCACUACUCGACAUCAUGGGAUGAGGACAAUUUCCUCAGUGCUGCCGACUUCAGACCUGACCGCUGGAUACGGAAAGACACCACAGAUCGCGUCGACAACUUUGGCUCAAUCCCCUUUGGCUAUGGCAUCAGAAGCUGCAUCGGCAGGAGAAUAGCAGAGUUAGAGAUGCACCUAGCACUCACAAGGCUCAUUCAGAGGUUCCACAUCGGCGUGUCCCCGCUCAGCACCGAGGUGAAGGCUAAAACCCACGGCCUGCUCUGCCCUUCUGCCCCCAUCAACCUGCAGUUCACCAGCAGGGAAAGCUGGUCUCCUUAAGGCCUACUGUGUAUUUUACUUUUGUUGAAGAUCAGAAUCACUAGCAGCAGGUUUGAACACACUGCUUUUUAGUACACUUCUCCUUUCCUGUGCGAUCACAGGUCACCUGUGCUGAUCUGUGACUGAGGUUUUACUCAGGCAAGAAAUGUGAGAUGUGUUUCAUAUUCUACUGUGUUGAUAGUAAAGAGGACACAAAAAAGUAGCUCUGGACCAAUAAUGUAAAAACAAAAGCUGUUCUUUAUUUGUUUGUUGUUGUUUGUAGUUACUGAAACCCACACCUCCUUCCACUCAUCCUAUUUAAAAUAGUGAGUGGAAAAAAUGUACUAAAUUCUAUUUUACACUGUAUCUCUACACACACACACACACACACACACACACACACAGACAAUGAUAAUUAUUUAAUCAGUUUAUGUUGUUUCCUCCCUAAGAUUGAGAAAGUGGUUGGAAUGAUGAAGGACGACACUGAAUGUAAUGAAGACUUGCUUUUUUACUACGUACGUGUACAGUCAUCUUACAGUGGCGAUCAUGUUGUCUGCACAUUGCAAAACAUUUUUCCCCACAUUGCUUUGAUUUAGCACCACCAAAUUUCCAGAGAUCUGAGAUUGAGAAAAAAUCAAAUUCAGUCAUUUAAAUUUAUUACAUGUUUUCAAUCAGAGUUUACUCAUUUUACAAUAAGAAUGCAGUUAGUGGCGAGACAGGUUUCAACAUAUUUGUUCAUUUUUUAUUUGUUUUUACACCUUUCCAAAAAAAGGACAUUUUUUUCAAAAAUGAAGUAAAAUAAAUAACAGCCUGGCAAAGUAAAUUAACCUGCGUUGGUGGGAGUUAAUUUAGACCAAAUUUAGCUGAAAGUGUGGGAUAUAUGGUUGGUCUGUAAUUUGUCUGACAUCAAAGUAGGCCACAACCAUCAUCCAUCCAACUGCUGGCACGCUUCAUACUGGUAAUGGGUUGUUCAUCACAGCACAUAAAUCCAGCUAACGUUCUUAAUGAACUCAAAAGGAUGAUUAGCCUUGCAAAUUAGUGUUGAUGAAUGAGCCAUUAUUAACACAAAGCUUGGUGGCAGUAGGAAGACAUUUUGUUGCUUCAAUAAUGAAAUGAAACACAAAAAGAAAAGUUUUGGGUUAUAUAUUGUUUUUAUGUGAAUACAUGCCACGUACAGCAGAGUCAGAUGAAACGGCAUUCGAGAGAGAAAUUGUAUGGUCUUGAGCAGUUUUUGGAGGGGGAAAUGGGAUGUAGGAGUUGGCUAUUUUGGGCGCUCACACUGGUUUGCAUAGUAGAGGAAACCGAAACAUUUGCAAGUCUCCUGUCUAUUUAUCCACUCUUGUGUCUUUCUGUACUUUAGUUUUUGUAACCUGUUCAUGUCUACUGUAGUUCCAGCAAAAUUGGAAGCCAAUAAAAAUGAUUUA
Messenger RNA from Myripristis murdjan (pinecone soldierfish), 3214 nucleotides. RefSeq names its product cytochrome P450, family 27, subfamily C, polypeptide 1 (gene cyp27c1). The transcript has 9 exons. The record is from RefSeq and is a predicted model, not a curated record. The coding region runs from base 177 to 1811 and encodes 544 amino acids. Gene Ontology annotation, biological process: cortisol metabolic process; C21-steroid hormone biosynthetic process; cellular response to peptide hormone stimulus. NCBI's taxonomy places the organism in Eukaryota, Metazoa, Chordata, Actinopteri, Holocentriformes, Holocentridae. Gene Ontology annotation, molecular function: monooxygenase activity; oxidoreductase activity, acting on paired donors, with incorporation or reduction of molecular oxygen; heme binding. Gene Ontology annotation, cellular component: mitochondrial inner membrane.